Aspergillus glaucus CBS 516.65 is the source of this 231-nucleotide messenger RNA. RefSeq lists its product as uncharacterized. The record is from RefSeq and is a predicted model, not a curated record. The transcript has a single exon. The annotation marks the transcript as partial. Lineage: Eukaryota; Fungi; Ascomycota; Eurotiomycetes; Eurotiales; Aspergillaceae.
AAGAAAGACAGCGAGUCAAUGAAUACCAUUGCCAUUAUUACGCUGUUUUAUCUGCCCACGACAUUUGUUUGCAGCUUUUUCGGGACUAAUUUCUUUACGUUGGAGGUUAGUAACGAUGGGCGCAAGUCGCUGUUUGUGUCUGAGCUUUGUUGGAUAUAUUUCAUGUCUACCCUGAUACUUACUGGCUUUACGGUUGCGGUGUGGUUGAAGUGGUUGAGGAAGAAGAGCAAG